AUGCCCGAGACAGGCUUGAUGGAUAAGAUUAAACCGUCUGAUGUCGAAAACAGUAGAAUGCAGCCUUCAAAUAAGACACAUGCUUACGUUUUAAAGACUGAUUGUAAGGAAGUAUUAAAGGUGGCUUUCUUAAAAACGCACAAAACCGGAGGUACAACGGUUAUGAAUGUUAUCCAGAGAUUCGGUCACGUCCGCAAUCUUGUUUUCGCCUUACCACGAUCCACAAAUUAUCUGGGUUUUGGAGAAACCGUGACUCCAAACGCCAUUCUUCCAGCACCAAAAGGACAGAGUUAUGAUUUACUGAUCAAUCAUGUUGUGUACAACAGACACGCCUUCCGGCAAAUCAUGCCUAAAGAAACCGUUUACGUCACAAUUAUUCGGCAUCCGAUGGAACAGUUUUUGUCCGCUAUAGAAUACCUGAAAGGAAAACUUGGAUACUUAAAAAAGCUUCCUGAAAAUAAUUCCGCAUCUGCAUUCUUGCGAAACGCAAGUUAUUAUGAGACCAAAGACCACAAGUGGUCUUUUACCAACAACCGAAUGUCAUUCGACUUGGGUUUGGAUCACACUUUGUAUCACGACGCUGCCAAAGUGAAACAGUUUAUCAGAGAUAUAGACCAAGACUUUAAGCUGGUCAUGAUCACGGAAUACAUGGAUGAGUCUCUUCUCUUACUCAAGAAAUAUCUUUGUUGGAGUUUUCGAGAUAUUUUAUAUAUUCCAAGGAAUGUGAAUAUUAAGAAAGUUCGGUACAACUUUACAUCAGAAGAGAGAAAGGCUCACAGAACGUGGGCAAAAGCGGACUACGAGCUAUAUGACUACUUUCUUUUUAAGUUCAAAAAGCUUGUAGAUAUGGAGGGCUCACGAUUUACACAAGAGUUACGCGUGUUUAAAACAAUGUUACUUUCGGUAAGAAAGUUCUGUGUGUCCGGUCAGUACCGGCACAGAUGGCUGAAAAUUAACAAAACGACAUGGAAUGAAGAAUUCGAAGUGACUGGAAAAGACUGUGAAUAUAUGUUACUGGAAGAAGUGCCCUUUCUACAAAGAACAAGAACACAAUACAUCAGAAAGCUCCGACGGUAUGGCACAAGCCCAUGGAUUGUUCAUCGAUUCAACCCAGCUAAAAUAAGAAGGCCAACGAUCGUUCGACGGCCCAUAAUGCACCAACAGCCUACUGUAAACCGCAGGAAGUACAGCCGUAGUUUCAAUAGGGCGCGUCUUCGUAGGCCAAGAUGA
This is a messenger RNA of Liolophura sinensis, 1230 nucleotides long. RefSeq names its product galactose-3-O-sulfotransferase 3-like. Gene Ontology annotation, molecular function: galactosylceramide sulfotransferase activity. Bases 1 to 1230 code for a protein of 409 amino acids. The transcript has a single exon. The record is from RefSeq and is a predicted model, not a curated record. NCBI's taxonomy places the organism in Eukaryota, Metazoa, Mollusca, Polyplacophora, Chitonida, Chitonidae. Gene Ontology annotation, cellular component: membrane. Gene Ontology annotation, biological process: glycolipid biosynthetic process.